This is a messenger RNA of Otolemur garnettii (small-eared galago), 6473 nucleotides long. It is a transcript of the gene KNTC1, whose product is annotated as kinetochore associated 1. Gene Ontology annotation, molecular function: small GTPase binding. Gene Ontology annotation, cellular component: RZZ complex; cytoplasm; kinetochore microtubule. The record is from RefSeq and is a predicted model, not a curated record. The coding region runs from base 83 to 6322 and encodes 2079 amino acids. The transcript is spliced from 61 exons. Lineage: Eukaryota; Metazoa; Chordata; Mammalia; Primates; Galagidae. Gene Ontology annotation, biological process: protein localization to kinetochore involved in kinetochore assembly; mitotic spindle assembly checkpoint signaling; mitotic sister chromatid segregation.
GGGCGAGAUACUUGAAUCUUCUUAGUCUCCUCAAUUGCAGGAAAGACAGUGGUUCCUGACUUGGAAAAAUACUCAGAAAAAUAUGUGGAAUGAUAUUGAGUUGCUAACAAGUGAUGAUACAGGAAGUGGGUACCUGAAUGUUGGUUCAAGAAAAGAACAUGGAACUGCUUUAUAUCAAGUAGAUUUGCUAGUGAAGAUCUCCUCUGAAAAGGCUUCAUUAAACCCAGAGAUACAAGCAUGCAGCUUAAGUGAUGGGUUUAUUAUUGUAGCAGACCAAUCAGUGAUACUGCUUGACAGUAUCUGUAGAUCACUUCAAUUGCAUCUUAUAUUUGAUACUAAUGUGGAUGUGGUUGGCCUAUGUCAAGAAGGAAAGUUUCUUUUGGUUGGCGAGAGAAGUGGCAACUUACAUCUUAUUCAUGUAAAAUCAAAGCAAACAUUACUUACUAAUGCUUUUGUUCAGAAAGCAAAUGAUGAAAAUCAGUGUACCUACCGGACUCUUGUUAUUGAGAAAGAUGGCUCAAAUGAAGGUACCUAUUAUAUGCUGCUUCUUACAAACAGUGGAUUUUUUUAUAUUACAAAUCUUCAGCUUUUAAAACUUCAACAAGCAAUUGAGAAUGCAGACUUCAAUACAGCAAAAAAGUUACAAGGACAAAUCAAAUCCAGUUUCAUUUCUGCUGAAAAUUAUCAUACUCUUGGUUGUCUCAAUCUUGUGGCUGGAGAUUUAGCAAGUGAAAUCCCUGUGAUAAUUGGGGGAACUGGUAAUUGUGCAUUCUCAAAAUGGGAACCGGAUUCUUCCAGGAAAGAAAUGACAGUUAAGAACCUUAUUGAUGCAGAAAUUAUUAAAGGUGCAAAGAAGUUCCAGCUCAUAGACAAUCUGCUGUUUGUUCUUGAUACCAACAAUGUGCUGAGUUUAUGGGAUAUUUACAAUCUAACUCCUAUAUGGAACUGGCCCUCUCUUCACAUAGAAGAGUUUCUUCUUACUACAGAAGCAGAUUCUCCUUCAUCAGUCACAUGGCAAGGGAUUACGAAUCUGAAAUUGGUAGCUCUGACAACCACAACUACUAAGAAGAUGAAAAACCUCCUAGUUUAUUCAUUACCUACAAUGGAAAUACUGUAUUCUUUGGAAGUAUCUAGUGUUUCUUCUCUGGUCCAAACAGGAAUUAGCUCAGAUACUAUAUACCUCCUGGAAGGAAUUUGCAAAAAUGAUCCAACACUUUCUGAAGACUUGAUCUCUGUUUUAGUACUCAGAUGUCUUACAGAAGCUUUACCAGAAAACAGAUUGAGUCGGUUACUUCACAAACACAGAUUUGCUGAAGCUGAGAGCUUUGCCAUUCAGUUUGGACUGGAUAUUGAGCUUGUUUACAAGGUAAAAUCAAAUGAUAUAUUGGAGAAACUAGCCUUGAGUUCAGUGGACACCAGUGAGCAAACUGAAUGGGAAAAACUUGUAGAUGAAGCUAAGGGAAAUCUACAUAAAAUCCAGGAUGAUGAAUUUGUGGUGAAUUACUGUUUGAAGGCUCCAUGGAUAACCUAUGAAACCACUCAAGAAAUGCUCAAUUAUGCCAAAACCAGGCUUUUGAAGAAAGAAGAUAAAACUGUUUUUAUUUAUUCUGAUGGCUUAAAAGAGAUAUUAAGGGCUCAUGCAAAGUUGACUACUUUUUAUGGAGCAUUUGGACCAGAAAAAUUCAGUUGUAGUUCUUGGAUCGAAUUUCUGAAUAAUGAAGAUGAUCUUAAAGAUAUUUUUUUACAGCUAAGAGAAGGAAACCUUGUUUGUGCACAGUACCUUUGGCUUAGACAUCGGGCAAACUUUGAAAGGAAAUUUGACUUGAAAAUGCUUGAGUACUUGCUCAACUCAAUUUCUACACCAGUCUCUUUGCAAAAACUCUGUCCAUGGUUUAAAAAUGAUGUGAUUCCUUUUGUGAGAAGGACUGUACCUGAAGGACAAAAAAUUAUUGCAAAAUGGUUGGAGCAAGCAGCCAGGAACCUUGAAUUAACUGAUAAGGCAAACUGGCCAGAAAAUGGACUUCAACUGGCAGAGAUAUUUUUCACAGCAGAAAAAACAGAUGAGUUGGGAUUGGCUUCCUCUUGGGAUUGGAUUUCCUUGAAGGAUUAUCAGAACACGGAGGAAGUCUGUCAGUUAAGGACUUUGGUGAAUAACUUGCAAGAGUUGAUUGCAUUGCAUAGGAAAUACAACUGCAAACUGGCUCUCUCUGAUUUUGAGAAGGAAAAUGCUGCCACCAUAGUGUUCCGAAUGUUUGAUAAAGUGCUGGCUCCAGAGCUUAUUCCCUCUGUUCUAGAGAAGUUUAUAAGAGUUUAUAUUCAGGAACAUGGCUUGCAAGAGGAAGAACUUCUUUUAUUGUACAUAGAGGAUUUACUGAAGAGAUGUAGCUCAAAGUCAACAUCACUCUUUGAAACACCAUGGGAAGCAAAGGCCAUGGCAGUGAUAGGGUGUUUAUCUGACACAGAUCUCAUAUUUGAUGCUGUGCUUAAGAUAAUGUACGCAGCAGUGGUUCCUUGGAGUGCAGCUGUGGAGCAGCUGGUGAAACAACACCUAGAAAUGGACCAUCCCAAAGUCAAGUUAUUACAGGAAAGCUACAAAUUAAUGGAGAUGAAAAAGCUUCUUCGAGGCUACGGAAUAAGAGAGGUGAAUCUCUUAAAUAAGGAAAUAAUGAGGGUGGUCAGAUACAUUCUCAAACAAGAUGUCCCAUCUUCUCUAGAAGAUGCUUUGAAGGUAGCACAAGCAUUUAUGUUGUCUGAUGAUGAGAUCUACAGUCUGAGAAUUAUUGACCUAAUUGAUAGAGAUCAGGGUGAAGAUUGUCUCCUUCUGUUGAGGUCUCUACCUCCUGCUGAAGCUGAGAAAACUGCAGAAAGAGUUAUCAUAUGGGCACGACUUGCCCUACAAGAAGAACCAGAUAAUUCUAAAGAGGACAAGGCCUGGAGAAUGUCUGUUGCGAAGACAUCAGUAGACAUUCUUAAAAUACUACGCGACAUUCAGAAAGGCAAUCUUCAGAAGAAGGAUGAAUGUGAAGAAAUCUUAAAAUUAUUUAAAGUGGUUGCCAGCUUACAGGAGAACUUUGAGAUCUUUCUUUCAUUUGAAGAUUAUAGCAAUAGUUCCCUGGUUGCAGAUCUCCGUGAACAGUACAUUAAAAUGCAUGAAGUUGCACAGGCUAAACACAAACUCAGGAGCACCCUAGUGCCCAUGGCUGCUGAGGAAAAGAACCUGAGCCUGGAGUCAAAGGUGCACAGACAGGUGCUGGCCCUGCAGGGCUCCAGACAAGAGUUGGAGGCAGAGCUGACUUUAAGAGCCUUAAAAGAUGGGAAUGUAGGAACAGCCCUGAAAAAAUGCAGAGAUUUGUUUAAGUAUCACUGCAAUGCCGACACUGGGAAAUUACUAUUUCUGACAUGUCAGAGACUUUGUCAGAUGUUGGCUGAUGAUAUCCCAAUGGCAGCACCUGUGGGACUGAACCUUCCUUCUGAGAUACAUGAUCUAGCAUGCCAAGCUGCCACCAUCUGCAGUCCAGGAGAUGGCCUUAUUUUACCUGUUAUCAAUUACAUUUCUGCCCUGCUUCAGAACCUUCAGGAAUCUAGCCAGUGGGAACUGGCCCUAAGAUUUGUAGUUGGUUCAUUUGGUACCUGUCUUCAGCACUCUGUGUCAAACUUCAUGAAUGCCAGUUUAAGUGAAAAGUUAUUUGGAGAGACUGCAUUAUUUAAAUCGAGGAAUAUUGUUAUGGAAUUGAAAGAAAAAGCAGUUAUGUUUAUCAGGGAAAAUGCUACAACACUACUACACAAAGUAUUUAAUUGUCGCCUGGUGGAUCUUGACCUGGCAUUGGGUUACUGCACUUUCUUACCCGAAAAAGAUGUGUUUGAAAAUCUCUGGAAGCUCAUAGAUAAAGCAUGGCAGAAUUAUGACAAAAUUCUGGCAAUAUCUCUGGUAGGUUCUCAGCUAGCCAGUCUCUAUAAGGAAAUAGAAAUGGAGCUUAAGUUCCGUGAACUCAGUACUGAUGCCCAGUGGGGUAUUCGCCUUGGUAAACUUGGAGUGAGAGAUAAAAGCACAUUUCAGUUGGACUGUGAUGCAGCUCUUCAGCUAUUCAUUGAAACACUGCUCCACAACAGCAAUGCCAGCCAAAGCCAGAGAGAUGCAAGUCCAGAGUGUACAAAGCAACAUCGUUCCAAACUCUUGGCCAAAGUCCUCGAAAUGGUUCCUUUACUGACCACCACAAAAGAUUUGGUCAUCAGUCUUAGUGGAAUACUACAUCAGUUGGAUCCCUAUGACUAUGAAAUGAUUGAAGUUGUCCUGAAGGUUAUAGAAAGAGCCGACGAAAAGAUAACCAAUAUUAAUAUUAAUCAGGCAUUGAAUAUUCUGAAACAUUUGAAGUCAUACAGAAGAAUUUCUCCUCCAGUGGACCUAGAAUAUCAGUAUAUGUUGGAACAUGUAAUAACUUUGCCAUCAGCUGCCCAAACUAGACUGCCUUUUCACCUAAUAUUCUUUGGCACAGCACAGAACUUCUGGAAAAUUCUCUCUACAGAACUCAGUGAAGAAUCCUUCCCAACAUUGCUCUUAAUUUCUAAAUUAAUGAAGUUCUCUCUGGACACUCUGUACGUGUCUACAGCCAAACAUGUUUUUGAGAAAAAACUGAAACCGAAGCUCUUUAAGUUAACACAAGCUAAAUCCUCAACACUGAUUAACAAGGAAGUAACUAAGAUCACUCAGACCAUCGAAUCCUACUUACUGUCGAUAGUCAACCCAGAGUGGGCUGUGGCUAUUGCCAUCAGCCUUGCCCAGGAUAUCCCUGAAGGUUCCUUCAAGAUGUCUGCUUUGAAAUUCUGCCUUUAUUUAGCGGAAAGAUGGCUAGGGAAUAUCCCAUCACAGGAUGAAAAGCGUCAAAAAGCUGAGGCUUUGCUGAAGAAACUCCAUAUCCAGUACCGGCGAUCUGGGACAGAAGCUGUGCUCAUAGCCCACAAACUGAACACGGAGGAGUAUUUAAGAGUGAUAGGAAAGCCAGCACAUCUCAUUGUCAGUCUGUAUGAACAUCCUAGCAUCAGCCAAAGAAUUCAGAAUGCAUCUGGCAAAGAUUAUCCCGAUAUUCAUGCAGCAGCUAAAGAAAUAGCCGAAGUCAAUGAAAUCAAUUUGGAAAAAGUCUGGGACAUGUUGCUGGAAAAAUGGUUAUGCCCUUCAACAAAACCUGGUGAAAAUCCAUCAGAAUUGUUUGAACUUCAAGAAGAUGAAGCGCUACAGAGAGUCCAGUAUCUCCUUCUGUCCCGUCCGAUUGAUUAUAGUUCAAGAAUGCUAUUUGUAUUUGCAACAUCAGCAACAACCACAUUAGGUAUGCAUCAGUUAACAUUCGCUCACAGAACACGUGCUCUUCGGUGUCUCCUGUAUUUGGCUGACAAGAAAACUAUAGAAUCUCUCUUUAAAAAACAAAUCGAAGAAGUGAAAUCAGAUUUGAAAUGUCUAACCUUUCUGGCAUUAUUUGAGGCUUUGAAUAUCCCCAUCACAUAUGAACUAUUCUGCAGCAGUCCUAAAGAAGGAAUGAUUAAGGGUCUGUGGAAGAACCACAGUCACGAGGCCAUGGCGGUAAGAUUAGUGACUGAGCUUUGUUUAGAAUAUAAAAUCUAUGACCUACAGCUGUGGAAUGGACUCUUACAAAAGCUUCUUGGCUUCAAAAUGAUUUCUUAUCUAAGGAAAGUUUUAAAAGCCAUGUCUAGUAUCCAUUCUUUAUGGCAGGUCCCCUACUUUGGCAAAGCUUGGCAACGUGUGAUACAGAUACCACUACUUUCAGCCUCUUGUCCUUUAAGUCCCAGUCAGCUGUCAGAUUGUUGUGAGAGUCUCAUUGCUGUCCUAGAAUGUCCAGUAUCGGAUGAUCUCGACAUGGUUGGAGUUGCCAGGCAGUAUGUCCAGUUGGAACUUCCAGCAUUUGCACUGGCUUGUCUGAUGCUCAUGCCACACUCCGAGAAAAGGUGCCAGCAAAUUAAGAAUUUUCUGGACUCAUGUGAUCCUCAGAUCAUUUUACAGCAAUUAGAAGAGCAUAUGAAUACCAGCCAGUUAGCAGGAUUUUCACAUCAAAUUAGAAGUCUAAUUCUGAAUAAUAUCAUAAAUAAGAAGGACUUCGGGAUUUUGGCAAAGACAAAAUACUUUCAAGUAUUAAAAUUACAUAUGAUGAAUACCAACAAUAUCACUGAACUAGUAAACUAUUUGGCAAAUGAUUUAAGCAUAGAUGAAGCUUCGGUCUUAAUAACUGAAUAUUCAAAGCAUUGCGGGAAACCUGUACCGCCAGACACCACUCCAUGUGACAUUCUGAAGAUGUUUCAUAGUGGAUUAUGGUAAAUCAUAAAGCAAUCAAGAAUGACAAGAGGAAGUUUGGACUCUGCUAUGAAGGAACCAUAUUUAUUACAGUUGCAAAUUGUGCAGUCUCUGCAUUAUAGCAAUCCCUCAAACAUUAGCCCACAAGUAAUAUCACACUUAAUAUUAGCAUAAU